UUUCCACGCAUGCGCAGAAGGACGUUCCGUGUUGCUAGGCGCAGCGGUUCAGUGGAGUAAAGGUGAGGAGCAGGAGCUGUUGUGACGGGACAACAAAACACCGUAUCACAACACAUUAGCUGUGUCUGGAUGAAGAGAACUGAAGUUAACAUAUCCUGAAGAAGGGAGAAGAAAUGGCUAAUCAUUUGUCAGAGUCACUGCCAGAGCGGACCUUCCAGCACCAAAGCAGCCUGCCUCCCCUGCCUGUACCGUCACUAGAGAGCAGCCUGUUGAAGUACCUGGAUGCAGUUCAUCCAUUUGCAUCUGAGAAAGAGUUUAAGGCUACAGUAGACAUUGUGAGAAAAUUCCAAGAGGGAGUUGGCAAAGAGCUGCAUAAGAAACUACUGCAAAGAGCCAAGACGAAGAAGAACUGGUUGGAGGAAUGGUGGUUAGACACAGCGUAUUUGGAGGUCCGCAUCCCCUCUCAGCUGAAUGUGAACUUUGGAGGCCCGGCCCCCUACCUGGAGCACAGCUGGCCUCCUGCAGAGGGAGUUUAUCUGCAGAGGGCCAGUAUGAGCACAUGGUAUACACUGCAGUACUGGAACCUGAUCCGCACGGAGAGGCUGGCUCCUCAGAAAGCUGGCAAAACGGCAUUAGAUAUGGACCAGUUCAGAAUGCUGUUCUGCACCUGCAAAGUACCUGGAGUGAAGAAGGACACCAUCCGCAACUACUUCAAGACAGAGAGCGAGGGUCCAUGCCCCUCCCAUUUGGUUGUGAUGUGUCGUGGACGGAUCUUCACAUUUGAUGCACUUUGUGAUGGACAAAUCCUCACUCCUCCAGAACUUCUCAGGCAGCUGAGCUAUGUGAAAGAGCGCUGUGAGGCCGAGCCAGAGGGAGACGGAGUGGCUGUGCUCACCUCAGAGGAGAGGACUCGUUGGGCGAAGGCCAGGGAGCAUCUAAUAAGCAUCGAUCCACACAAUAAGACCAUCCUGGAGACCAUUCAGAGCAGCCUGUUCGUCAUAUCUCUGGAUGAAACGAAACCCUACUCCACUGCAGAAAACUACACUAAUAUGACCAUGGAAGCCCUCACAGGAGACCCCACCAUCCGCUGGGGAGACAAAUCCUACAAUUCACUUGUGUUCUCUGACGGCACUUUUGGAUCCAAUUGUGAUCAUGCACCAUUCGAUGCCAUGGUGCUGGUGUCUAUGUGUUGGUAUGUGGACCAGCAAAUCAAAGCUACAGAGGGCAAAUGGAAGGGCUCAGACGCAGUCAGACCCAUUCCCCUUCCUGAGGAGAUGGUGUUUACUGUGGACGAGAAAAUCAGGAGUGACAUCAGCCUUGCCAAACAUCACUACCUGGAGUCGACACAGGAUCUGCAGAUUGUGUGUUAUGCCUUCACUGCAUUUGGAAAAGAACUCAUCAAACAGAAGAAGCUGCAUCCUGACACCUUUGUUCAGCUGGCGAUGCAGUUGGCUUAUUAUCGAAUGCACAAAAAGCCUGGUAGUUGCUACGAGACAGCAAUGACUCGCAAGUUCUACCACGGCAGGACAGAGACGAUGCGACCCUGCACCCAGGAGGCCGUGAACUGGUGUACAGCCAUGAUGGAUCCCACAUGUGAUGUUAAUGCCAAGAGGAAAGCCAUGCUGCUGGCCUUCAAUAAACACAACAAACUGAUGGCUGAAGCCCAGGAUGCUAAAGGUUUUGAUAGGCAUCUCCUCGGCCUGUAUCUCAUCGCCAAGGAGGAGGGACGUCCCACUCCUGAGCUCUUUGUGGAUCCCCUCUACACAAAGAGCGGUGGUGGUGGUAACUUCGUGCUGUCAUCCAGUCUGGUGGGCUACACCACAGUUCUGGGGGCGGUGGCUCCCAUGGUGCACCAUGGCUACGGCUUCUUCUACCGCAUCAGAGAUGACAGGAUUGUGAUUUCCAUCUCGGCGUGGAAAUCUUGCCGUCAGACAGAUGCCGUCACACUAUUCAACAACUUCUGUAGCUCCCUGUAUGAGAUGCUCCACCUGGCCACCACAUCUCAGCUAUAAGUGCUCACACCCAGCGACAGAGGAGCUGAACACAGGCUAAUCUACUCAUUUACACGUUUACCUCUCCGUCCUUGUUUGAGCAUGAGUGCACAAACAGUUCACAAACCCUCAGUUAAUAGCCGACAGCUAGCGAUAUUCAUGUUCUCAGCACAGAUCAAUGCAAAGGCGUAGACUCAGUGCCUCCAGGUGAUAUUCACUGAUUCUGGCCUUUUAAAAAAUCAAUUCAUUUUUUUGUCUCUUGUAGUGUUAAGUAAGAUUCUUUUAGGUGUACAUAUUUUUCCUCAUUCUCUGAUUUUUUUGUGAUUCUAGUGAACAUGUUUAAUUUUUCAAAGACAUUUCUAAUCCACAUUUAAGCCGAGCUGAUGAUGUUGGCUUGUCGUGGGUAGCAACUGAACAGAAAAUGAAGAUGUUUUAAGGUGGAGCCUUGUAGAAAAUAACAGUUUUGGCUUUACUGUGAUAUAAGAAAGGGCAUUCCAAUCAAACCACUAAAAAUAAGUUUGAUAGAAAUUAGAGGGUUUGCAGUUAUCACUUUUGCCUCACAGCAAGAAGGUUCCAAGUUCGAUACCUGUUUUUUUUUUUUGUGUGGAGUUUGCAUGUUCUCCCUGUGCCUGCGUGGGUUCUCUCUGGGUACUCUGGCUUCGUCCCACGGUCCAAAGACAUGUACAUUAGGUUAAUUGGUGACAGGCGAUCUGUCCAGAGUGUACCCCACCUCUCACCCAAUGGCAGCUGGGACAGGCUCCAGCUUCCCUGCAAUCCUUUAAGGAUAAGCGGUAUAGAUAAUGAAUGAAUCACUGAAUUAAUGUUUUAGGUUUUGAAUUAGUUCCCCUAUGAAAAUCCUAUGCAGGACUGGAAUUUUAAACAACUGCUAAGAAAUGCGUAAAUAUCUCUGGUGUUUGUUUUUGACUCAUGUACCCUUAUGGUCAAAACUGUACUCAACAAAAGGAAGAAAUUAACUUAACUUUGCCUCCCAGUGGUAACUACAGUUCUCCAAGAGGUGUUAAUCUUACAAUUGAACAUGUCUGGACAAGGAUUUGAUUGGUGUAGUGUCUGUGUAGGCAGGCAUCAAAUAUAGCUUGUCAUAUCACUUCAGAUAAACAGCUGCAGGAUACAGUCACAAUUUUCUGUCUUAGAACAACUUGCACAGAACAAGGACAAAAUCCUUGUAUCCUCCUUUAAUAAAUGGAAAAUAUGCACAAUAGCUACAGCAUUACAGCUUUUACUCCCUUACUCAAAGUGUGGGAGGAAUUCAACUUUUUGAAACAGAAAAGUUGCCUUCCAGUCUUGAAGGUACAGCACAUUGUUUUGUUUUACCUUAGUACAUCAGUGAGACUGUUGGUUUGCUGCUUGCUGCGUCUUUCUUUGAACCAAAACCUUACUGACUUGAUCACUGCACCUUAUGGGCUCUGCACACUGUGCAGCUUUCCUUUAUGUGUGUCUUCCUGUAAAAGUUAAAGAUGGCUGAAUGUUCACAUGGUUUUAUAUUUGGAUGACUGCUGUAUGACAUCACUGAACCUCGAUAUGUUUUCCCACAUUUCUGCUGCAUUUAAAGCGUUAAUCUGUCUGACUAAGCUUUUGACCAGAUUCUACUUCUUUCAAAAGCCCAAAUGAAAAGUAGCUUCAUAUUUUCACUGAAGUGUAACACAGUAUGAAUGUUCUGACAAAUAAAGCUGAGGAAUUUUCAAUGGU
This is a messenger RNA of Lates calcarifer (barramundi perch), 3698 nucleotides long. It is a transcript of the gene crot, whose product is annotated as carnitine O-octanoyltransferase. Gene Ontology annotation, molecular function: carnitine O-octanoyltransferase activity. Bases 174 to 2012 code for a protein of 612 amino acids. NCBI's taxonomy places the organism in Eukaryota, Metazoa, Chordata, Actinopteri, Centropomidae. Gene Ontology annotation, cellular component: peroxisome. The transcript has 17 exons. The record is from RefSeq and is a predicted model, not a curated record.